GAUGGCGGCGCCCGCGCGGGCGGGCCUGCUGCGGGCUCCGUGGCGCCUGUGGGGCGCGCUGUGCCUGCAGCGGCCGCCGCGGGUCUCGAGGCCGCUGACCCCGCUGCAGGAGGAGGUGGCGGCGCUGCUGCAGCAGGUCGAGGUGGAGCGGAGCCGGUACUCGGACCACGAGCUGCGCGCGCGGGAGGAGGCCCGGCGGCUGGAGCGGAAGCGCGAGGAGCCCCCCGAGGACGAGGACGCGGACGGCGAGCGCGACAUCCUGCUGGCGCAGGACCUGGAGGACGCCUGGGAGCAGCAGUUCCUGCGGUUCCGGCCCGGAGCCCGCACGACCGACGCUGAUAAGAAGAACGACCGCACCUCACUGCAGCGGAAGCUGGACCGGAACCUUGUCCUGUUGGUCAAAGAGAAGCUGGGGGACCAGGAGGUGUGGGUGUUGCCCCACGCGGAGUGGCAGCCUGGAGAGACCCUGCGGGGCACGGCCGAGCGGGUCCUGGGCUCGCUGGCAGAGAACAAGGUGGAAGCCAAGUUCCUGGGCAAUGCGCCUUGUGGCCACUACAAGUUCAAGCUCCCCCAGGCCGUGCGCUCGGAGAAGAACGUCGGGGGCCGCGUCUUCUUCUUUAAAGCGCUCCUGCUCUCGGGGCAGGUGGCCCUGGCUGGGGCCCAGCGGCCCCAUGUGUGGGUCUGCAAGGAGGAGCUGGGGGACUACUUGAAGCCCAAGUACCUGGCCCAGGUGCAACGAUUCCUCUUGGACCUCUGAGUGCCCCAGGACACCGGAGUGGCCCCGCGUGUGCCAGAAGCCGGGAGCUGCAGGCUCGAGCAAUGAAAGCUUCUCCCGGUGCCCUCCCCUGA
Messenger RNA from Sorex fumeus (smoky shrew), 849 nucleotides. It is a transcript of the gene MRPL46, whose product is annotated as mitochondrial ribosomal protein L46. NCBI's taxonomy places the organism in Eukaryota, Metazoa, Chordata, Mammalia, Eulipotyphla, Soricidae. The record is from RefSeq and is a predicted model, not a curated record. The transcript is spliced from 4 exons. Bases 2 to 757 code for a protein of 251 amino acids. Gene Ontology annotation, molecular function: structural constituent of ribosome. Gene Ontology annotation, cellular component: mitochondrial large ribosomal subunit.